AUGUUACCUUUAUCGAGUCUGCAUCAAUUAGUAUCAGUGAUAUUGUUCAUUGCUCCUUUAACAUUGGGACAGCAGUCGCUUCCAUGUUCUAAUACAAAUCCUUGUCGUCGUUUCAGAGUCGACGAACUCUACAAUGAACCUACGUUUUACCAAUCACGUGCCCGAAGACUUGAUAUAACUAUGAGCGUGGAAAUGGCAGAAAUCCGAUUCGACUGGUUAAAGAUAUGGAGAAGAACUUACAACGGAGUUAUUGGUGGACCAACGUGGAUGGUUUACCCUGGAGAUACACUCAAUUUAAGACUGGAAAAUCACCUCGGACCAAACCCAGUAAAUGACACGGGACCAAAUACUUUCCGUAACCCAAACACAACGAAUAUUCACGUUCAUGGUUUGCAUAUAUCACCCGAGGGAAUUUCAGACAACGUGUUUUUGACGGUAGAACCAGGAGCCGUACAGCAAUACCAGUUCAAUAUACCAGAACACCACCCUGCUGGUACAUACUGGUACCACCCCCAUUUCCAUGGCUCUGGAAACUUCCAGAUUAUUAGCGGAAUGGCUGGUUUGAUUAUCAUUCAGGACGACCCGUAUCAUUUUAAUACACCUUACGAACUACGCAUGGUGUCCUGCCCGUUAAAUUGCAACCAUGAUAUGCAAAUGCUGAUACAACCGACAUUACAAUACAGCGAGGCAGCAGUGCCAAACCCUAUCGGUGAAAUACAAGGUCGAACUCAGGACGACCCACUGUUCAGAAACGAGCAAUUUGCAGUCCCAGGACCUGAUGGGAACCUUGCUAACUGGUUGAUGAAUGGAACAAACGGUGUCAACUACUUUACUGUGAACGGACAAUUACAACCAAGAAUGUACAUCCGUACAGGUCAAAUGAAACGACUACGAUUCGCUAACGCAGGCGCAGCACAAUUUCUUGAACUAGAAGUAACUUCGCUUUCAAAUGGAAGAAAAUGCGAAUGGAGAGAAAUUGCACUAGAUGGCGUGUAUCUACCAUCGCCAAGGGUGUCCAGAACCGGUCAAUCCCUUGUCGUGCCAGGGGGCCGAGUAGACUGGUUGUUAAGAUGUGAUUAUCAAGGAGUUUACCAGAUCGUAUCCACUGCGAAGCCCAUGAAUAACCCGUCGCUGGGUCAGCUUGGCAGAUACAGUGGAGUAUUAGCAACAGUGCAAGUAUAUGGGGGAAGCGUUGCUUUUCCAUUAGACUUCCCUCUUACCCUCCCACCACGUCCACAAUACAUGCCAGAUCUAAGAUACGUGGGUGACAGGGAGAGAGACCAAUUCGUGAUAGAGAUGGGAGCAAUGGACGGCCUUAAUAGAGAACAAUUCCCAGCAGACCCCACAAACCGAAUAAGGCAUAAAAUGCAGCUUGACCGACUUCAAGAAUGGACAUUCGUAAAUUCAAAUGCUGUGUUAUCACACCCGAUGCAUAUCCAUGUUAAUCAUUUUCAGGUCGUCAGCUACAACAAGUACAACGGUCCGAUAUUACUCAAUCCAUUAGCAUUAAUGGUUGGCGCCGGUGGCCCCGGCGGUCCUGGUGGCCCCGGCGGUCCCGAUGGCCCCGAUGGUCCCGAUGGUCCCGAUGACGCACCACCAGACGAAAGAUUCGUCGAUCAAAAUGGCAGCUUUUGUGAAUACCAAUAUGCUGAAUACAUUUCGCAAGCUCAAGUUCCAGCCAGAGCAAAUCUCUCAUCUAAUAUAUUGAACAUGCUUGGCCACGACACGCGUUACUACACUGGACCAGGUUUUCUCGGUUACGCUGAAAUCGGGGAAUACCGGGACACGAUACCAAUUCCCCCUCUGUCUAAUAUUACGAUUCGUUUUUUACCUUUCGACUUUACGGGACAAGUUGUUGUGCAUUGUCACGUGACAACUCAUUCUGAUCAAGGAAUGAUAUUGACCACUCAAGUCGUGCCUAUAGGAGGUUCCACAGCUGGUGCGAGGGUUCCUAGCAUAGCUGGCCAACACCCUGGGACAUGUCAUCCCGGCGACUGGUAUCCUGGUGUACCGAAUCUGCCACCACCUUCUACUAUAGCCAGCACAACGACUGAGCCGUUGACGACGACCACUGAGUCUACAACAACAACAACGACGACGACGACGACGACAGCCACGCAACAACCUUUAGACUUUUUGGCGUUCGCUACAUGGCUGCUCACCAAUUAUCCAACAAAUCUUGCCGAUUAUUUUAGGAAUCCCAACAUUUACCACGACUUGUACAGACAGUCUCUGUCAGGAUAGGAAAAUGUUGGCAUUCAAACCGGUAGAGCUAUACUGUAAUAACCAAAGGUUUUGUAUGUUAAAGCUGCACGUACGGGGCCGCAUUCAAACAGUUUUUUUUAGUAUAGUCGUGUGGGGAAAGAUAUAGGAUACCCUUAGCACAUAAUAUACACAUUUUCUGAUCGAGUUUUAAACAAUUAACAACGAAAAGGUGUCCCUUCUUCCCCCCUCCUAUAUAACAAGUUACCGUAUUCAUCAAUAACGACAUCAUUAUACUUAUUUUAAACAUUUAAAAAAAAAUUAUCUGUAAAAACACUAUUAUG
Messenger RNA from Ciona intestinalis (vase tunicate), 2546 nucleotides. Lineage: Eukaryota; Metazoa; Chordata; Ascidiacea; Phlebobranchia; Cionidae. The record is from RefSeq and is a predicted model, not a curated record.